This is a messenger RNA of Esox lucius (northern pike), 3402 nucleotides long. RefSeq lists its product as uncharacterized. Bases 1 to 3402 code for a protein of 1133 amino acids. The record is from RefSeq and is a predicted model, not a curated record. The transcript has 10 exons. Lineage: Eukaryota; Metazoa; Chordata; Actinopteri; Esociformes; Esocidae.
AUGGUAUUAGAAGAUGUUGAUCACCCAUUCAGUGACAUGGCUAUGAAGGAGAAAGCCAGAGAGGCUGAGAGGUGGACCAAGUUGAAUGAGGCUGUUCUAGAGACAGUUGUGCCAAUUCAGUCACUUGAGGUCAAAGAACAGACUGAAAUGCGGGCUGAGUUGGAUGAUGCCAUCCCAUCUCUGUCAGAGAAGAGUGCAGUUGGGACCUCCAGUACAAGGUUGGCAAUCCCCCAGGCUCCAUCGUCUGCCUUGGAGCAGAAAAUGGAUGACAAACAAUGGAAACAACUGAACAGGAAUGUGUGUGUGAAGAUGAGCAGAGUAGACCUUUCUGCCAAGUGCAAGGACACCAUAGGAUUGGUGAAGGAGUCUACGGCCCCUGUUGUCAUUUCAGCGAUUGACCUCGACAUGGAGCUCUCAGAUUCAUCAAGCACUUCCUUAUCAGGAUAUGAGAAGGCGAGACAGGUGACCUUCCUCAACCGGAGUGUCACAUUCAGCCAUAGUGGGGGAUCCAGCAGAUCCAGCACCCCCACAUCUGACCGCUCCAGUCAAUCGUCCUUGAGCUGUUUGUUGAGGGAAGAUGAGUCGAUCUUGUAUGACUCCUCGUCUCAGGGUAGCUACAUAGUAACGGGACACAGUCCUCAGUCAGCACCUCUGCAGUCCAUGUUUGGAAUCUCUGAAGACUCUGUCUUCAACAUGGUCCAGAGAGGCCAGUCGCCGGGUGAUAUCCCACAGCCAUUCAGGUUGAGUGGGCAGAAGAAGAGCAGGAGUGUUGUAAUGUCAGCAGACAGCAGAUUGUUGAUAGGUGUUGUGGAGUUUGUUGUGAGCCUUCUAAACAGUAAAUUGGAUGAUCUUAUUCUAAGAACCGAUCAGGGAACUCGGCGGCUUGAUAAUUUUAGUAUCUCAGUCAGCCUGCAGUUGGCUCAAGAAAUGCUAAAUAUGACAACGGACAUAAUGAACUCUCAUGCAAUGGAGGACGUAUCAUGCAGCCCCACGUCUACCUUGGAAGUAGAGAGGGAACUCAAGUCUAUUUUGGGUCCUUUGGCUGGACAAGUGAUAAAAAUCGUCAUUGACAGCAUCUUCAAUGCGAAAGCUGACAGAGUAAAAAAGGGACAAGCGACCAGCUAUUAUUUUCUCACCGCCAUUUCAUCAGAAAUACAAAGCCUGGUGGUUCAGAACUCAGUCAGCAGGCCAGCCAGUAGAACAGACAACAAACUGUCCAACAGAGACCCAGUAAUUAACAUUUCCAAAUCAAAGGUAUUAAGAACAUUACAGCUCAGGAUGGCACAGUUCUUUGGCGAAGGUUCAAAUGAAACCAAUAUAGUUCCUCUAGUCCGCAGUCAGUCGAACAACCGCAUUUGUGAUCAGACUUUGAACGAAGAUGUUUAUCCAAGUAAGAUUCUGACUGACAACAGCAUGACAACACUGUCCUCUGAGGUUUUAGACCUUGUAUUUGACAAUGUCCUGCAUGAAUGUGGAUUAUUGGAUAGUCCAUCAAGGCCACACAGUUCUCCUUCCUACCACGCAGAGCGUGGAACAAAAGAUAUGAGCUCUUUUGCUGGGGACUUGAUCAGACAAGUGUCAAUCAAACUCCAAACAUUUGUUUCUGAUAGUCAACUCUCCACCAAACCCAUGACAUCUCUGUCAGAAUCUCUUUCUGACUCUACCUUGAAGCAGUUAUGUUCCUGCUCGGCUUUUACUACCACAGCUGUCUGUCAAGCGAUCAAAACAGAGCUUGAGAAUGAGUUGAGUCUUAACUCGGCUUCAGAGACUUUAUCCAAAACCAACCUGGCAGCCAGCAAUUUUAUUUCAACUCUUCUACAGACAAUUGAGGACAUAGAUGUUGCUGACAUCCUCCAGGGCCCUUUGGAUAUUUUUGAGGAAGCUGCUUUGAUAAACCAUCCAGAGUUGUCCAAAUCAAUGAUAUAUAGGUCUUUGCUUAUUGAUUCACCUCUCCCGUCUUCUGCGAUGGUCACCAAGAGUAUUGUCUACCAACAUCCACAGCUCUCAGGGGAAAAUGUCAUUCUUCAGAAGGACCUCAUAGCUGAUGAUUUACAAAUCAACUGUAGUCAACCAGUGGAAGAGUAUAUCAUCAAAGCUGAGGAAUAUAUCACUCAGGUCAUUCAGGAUGCAGCUUUAACAUAUACUGCUACACUGAAUGAAAUCCCCAGUUUUGGAGAACAAUCAGAAAUUCUGUCUGUUUCCCCUAGGAAUAUUGCAAUUAUAUCCUCCAUUCUCUUUGAAGGUAUUAUUGCAGACCUGCGUCAAGUGUCUCAGGUCAAUAAGACCUCCACGUGUACAAAAUCAGGUCGCAAAAUGUUCUGGGAGGCCGUUAGUUCAGGUUCCAAAAAGAUGUAUGCAAAAACCCUGGACAAGCUAAAUACAUUUUUCAGAAACGUUGUAGGUAGAGACUUUGGAAAAACUGCAAAGGAGACUCUCAGUCAGAUCCUUAAGGUGAUCAAGUCCAGAGUUGUCAACUCUGAGAGUUCACGUGAGGAAUGUCUGAUAGCCACAAACAUGUUAAAUUCCCUUCUGGAGAGCCUUGAACAGUUGCCUGACGCAUGCUCUUCCAAUGAAACACAGAGGAAAACAUCCCCUACAAGCAUUUCCAUAGACAGCUUUGCCCAGACGUCCGUUAGGAGUCUCAAUGGACAGGUCUUGGGUAUGUCAACUACCCGUAACAGUGUCAUGGACCAGGUCACCAAAACGAUGACUCCACCAGUGUUUGACAGCUUGACUGAGGUGUCCUCGUCCUCAGUGGAGCAUGUUAUUGUGCCCAGGUGGCAAACACAAGCACGUCCAACUACCUCAAGCACAAGCAUCAUCGCCAGUGACAUCACUGACAGUGAUAUUGACAGUCUUGGACCUGUGGAGGAAUUGUUGACCAGGAAUGUUAACCCAUCUGAUGCCAAUGCUGAUGGCAUGUCUCAGCUGCCUUCUGCUGGAGGAAAGCAGAUUUAUAAGACCUGGAAGUGGUUUUGCCUUCCCAGAAUGAAGAUCAGCAGCAAGUUCAAAAGAACCGGGAAACCAAAGAACCAUUCGGAAAAAGAUGUUUUCCCUACCAAAAAGAUGUGGCGUUUCCUAACCAGAAUGCCUAAAAUACCCAAGAUCAGGAUCAAGGUGUUUAUGAAUAGAACAGAACCAGUGGACCAAUCUCAGCACAAUGUGCAGCCUACCAAAUGCAUCAGCCAGUCUCGUAUUUCACUCGGUAAGUUAUCUCAUUCCCAAACACUUCUGACCAAAUUCCCAGAAAAAGUUCUAUCAACAUCUCCACCAAAGGAGGACCCAACACCCAAACCACCUUCUGCUGCCCAGGGGUCCCAGUCCCGUAAAUGUCCAUUCCUGCUCUCCAUGUUCCGGGGUUUCUUCAGACCAAUCAGCUGCUUUUCUAGCAAGAAGGACUAG